AUGAUAAUGCUAAUUGAGAACGUGUUGCCGGCUGGAUAUUUUGAUCAGACAUUGAGAGCGCUGUCCGUCGACAUGAGCGUUCUUCGCGACCUAAUGCUUCGACAAAUGCCGAAGUUGUACUUUCACCUUGAACAUCUUCAGCAGACCUCCGGUAUCGUUUCUCAUCUUUACUGUCUGUCAUGUAUAUGCAACCCUAUUGAAGAUAGCGAAUACGAACCUCCGCUCAUUAACGUCUUCUCUAUGCAAUGGUUCUUAACCAUGUUCGCUACGUGCCUGCCAAUGUACCUUGUUUUUCGCUUAUGGGAUUCUUUGAUGUUGGAAGGGUCAGAGAUCCUGCUGCGAGCUGCCUUGGCUAUCUUCUCAAAAAUCAGCAGGUACAUACUGAAGGCGAACAGCGCCGACGAGUUCUAUGAAAUCAUGGGCAUUGUCUGUCAGAAACUGCAAAAGAUCGAUCAGCACCAGUGCAACUUAAUGGUGCAAUGUAUCUACAACAUGGCUGAAUUUCCAUACCCUGGGCUAGCCGAGUUGAGGGAAAGACACAUGUGGAACAUUCAGCCGUUUUCCUCGACGUUCAAACUUCUUAAGACUCAAGUAUGGGGCAUACUGAAGACGGACAUCGAUGAAAACUCUGACGAAGAAGUGAAUAAAUUUGGAUUCAUUUGUGGGCGGAAGCAUCAUUCGAACAGUCCCACUCAAAAGGAACUAGGUGCUUUACAGAAGCAGUACAAAUUGCUAAUGCAAAGACAAAAGCAGGCUGCUUUAAUCAUACACAUUCAACCGAAUGGAAUGAGGAACCAGUAUGCAACAUUUUCUAACAAACAAAUUGGGGAAAUAGCUGACAACUCCGUCAGCGAAGAGAAUCCGGCUACCAGCGGCUAUGGGUCAUUCGCGAAAGAUCCAGAUGAACCUUCGUCCGACCUAGACCCUGCGGAUCCGGAAUUUAUACGCUGCUUUCGACGAUGCUGCAGCUGUUCGAGCUUGCCGGCCUUACAACAGGGGGAUGAUUGCAAAUCUCAGUUAUACGUUGUACGAAAAUCUCGUUCUGCCAGUAGUUUCGAACGUAUACCGCGACGCGUAGCCCAGGAUCAGGCCUGUAGUGCAAAGCCAGAACUCCGGUCUCAGAGCGUCUCAUGGAAAAACCACUCGUCCUCUUCAACCUUGUCGCCGCUGACCCCGGCGAGCACGCCUCAGUUGUUCAAAGCAAGAGUAGAGACUUCGAAGGCGCUGGUUGAUUCAAUCGUCAAAUCCGCCAGUCUCAAGUCACAAAGUACAUAUUAUCCAUUUCCGGUUGUUAGGCAUUCGAAAAUUUUUGAACACGGACGCAAAUUUGGGCUCUAUGGCUAG
Soboliphyme baturini is the source of this 1344-nucleotide messenger RNA. Lineage: Eukaryota; Metazoa; Nematoda; Enoplea; Dioctophymatida; Soboliphymatidae. The record is from the annotation of a GenBank genome assembly.